AUGCGGCUCGAGUAGCGCGGUGGGGCCUUGCCCGCCGCCCGUCCGGCCAAUUGGGGCUCGUCUAGCCUAUGAUGUCAUCGGAGGAGGAGGCGGACUCACACGCGCCCUACUCGGAUAAGCUCCUAAAGAAACAGAAACGCGUCAGACAGCGCGUGGACGCCGGUGAGCCACGCAAUUCUUAUUCAACUCUCGCGACGAACGGACCCGCGCCCGCGCGCGCCGCACACAUGAGUGGGGGACUUUACGGCGCCAUCUUCGAGGGUCGCCAACACUUCGGCCUCUUCGGUCCUUGCUACGCGCCCGCAGAAAUGCUCAACGAACUGUUGGGCCGCGCACCCAAGCAGGAGGACAACAGCGAUGAGGCGAGCGGUGGCGACAUGCUUCGCGAUCGCGUACUCAGAGACAUUCUACAGAGCCGCAAGAAGGAACUCAUGCGACUUUCCCCGGACAAUAAUAACGUACUUGCCAAUAAUAACAAUGAUGAACCCAAGGAGGAGAAGCAUUCGCCCGAACGGCCGAUAUCUCGCGACUCGCGCCCGGAUCUUGACGACGCUCUCUUGACACUCGAUAGCGCUUGUGAUUCACGCACUUCACCACCGCCUGCACCUCCACCUUCAGAACAGCUCCUUGCACCCAAGUCGGAACCUGAGGACCGCGAUAGUGACGCACAAAGGUCCUCCCCACGACCUCAGGAUGUGAAACGUGCUCGUGUAGAAAAUAUAGUGUCAACGAUGCGUUCUAGUCCUGCACCGCAACAACCUCAAGUGAAUGGCUGCAAGAAACGGAAAUUGUAUCACCCGCAACAACACGACGGUGCGGCAGAGAGAUACGGUGCCAGCCACGGCAGCAGUGCUCAAACAGUGUCGGAUGAUUCUGAAGAUGAUGGUGAGCGACCUCCAAUUCAACAAAAAUUAGUAGAAAAAAAUGCUUUAAAAUCCCAAUUAAGAACUAUGCAAGAACAGUUAGCUGAGAUGCAAGAAAAAUAUUUGCAACUUUGUAAUCGCAUGGGUCAAGAAUCUGAAACUAUCGAUAACGACGGUGCUUCUAGUGAUGUAGAACAAACUGAUGAUACGGUUCCAAAGUCUGAACCGGCAUCGCCUGUUAAGGAGGUCCCACCACCGAUACCUAACACGGCGGCACCGAACAUGCUUUCACAAGUGAUGAGUAAGAUGAUAUCUGCGAAAAUACAAGCUCAUAAUGCCGCCCAUCCACAUUUACCACCAGGCUUUAACGGUACUCUUCCAAUGAUACCGCAUCUACCACACGCUGAUCACAUGCAUCCACAACAUACGCAUCAGCAUCUUAACAACGCAGCCGCUAUGUACCUCAAUGUAAGCCAGAAGUUAUUCUUAGAACAGGAAGCACGCAUGAAAGAAGCGAGUGAACAUCAACAAAACAAUCAACAACAGAGGCCACAAUCCAAUCAACAUUCACCUCAGCAACGACAAAUGGGCCAAACACCUAAAGCGCCCUUACCAUCAGAGCUUGCAGAGCGUUUAGAUGCACUCCGUAGCAACACAGGUUCCGUUGGUCCUAUAACGGGGGCUGAUCUCGAAAGCCUGGCUGACGUUCUCAAGAGUGAAAUAACAGCUUCAUUAGCCAGCCUUAUUGAUUCUAUUGUGACGCGUUUCGUGCAUCAGCGACGUAUUAUGGGCAAGCAAUCAGAAGCGGCUGCAGCAGCUGCUGAGCAAUUAAACAAAGAUUUGAUGCGAGCUACGCGGAUGAUCGAUAGAAAAUCCCCGCCUCCUAAGGCUCCAGAGAGACAACCCGGACAAAUGUCAGGUAAUGCACCCGUCCAUCACCCGGGUGCGCCGAAUGGCGUACCGUUUAUGACAAAUAAUCCAUUAUUUAUGAGCCAUAUGAACGGCCCCCGUGCGCCAGGCGGCGCGGCGUUCCCGCUGCACCCCGAGGCGGGCGGGCCCGGCCACGGCGCUCACAUGCGACCUCCAACAGGCCUGUUCCAGACGCCGCAGAAGCCAAUGCCGUCACACUUUGGCCCGAUGAACGGACACUUCGACAGGGAUCAAAGCAUGGACUCUAUCGAACCCUUAAGUCUGGUCGUCACGCCCAAGAAAAAACGGCAUAAGGUCACUGACACGCGAAUCACGCCGCGCACCGUCAGUAGAAUCCUAGGAGAGGGCGUCGGACAAUCACCUGAAAGUAAAUUCCCCGAAUCACCGUCUCCACGGCCGUUCCCAGGAGGGAUGGCGUUACCCACAUCGGUGGCGAUACCGAAUCCGUCACUGCAUGAGAGCCAAGUGUUCUCACCGUACUCGCCAUUUUUUGGGGCGGGUGGUGGGCUAGCUCGAUCACCACCAGCGCCAGAGCGGGACUCGCCGCCGCUGCCGAACGCGCCGGCGAUGCUGCACCCGGUGCUGCUGGCUGCGGCGCACCACGGCUCGCCGGACUACCUGCGCCCGCAUCAUCCCCACGUGCCGCACCACGGCGCCGGCCCGCACCAUCCGCACAUGGACACGCAGGAUCCGCACUCCGACUGCAACUCCACUGACCUGCCUUACGACGGAGUUCAGCCUACUUCUUCAACAUUAACGCCGAUGCACCUCCGCAAGGCCAAGCUGAUGUUCUUCUGGGUGCGGUACCCGAGCUCGGCUGUCCUCAAAAUGUACUUCCCUGACAUCAAGUUCAACAAAAACAACACUGCACAGCUCGUUAAGUGGUUCUCAAACUUCAGGUGAGUUUC
This is a messenger RNA of Zerene cesonia (dogface butterfly), 2701 nucleotides long. RefSeq names its product homeobox protein prospero-like (gene pros). Gene Ontology annotation, cellular component: nucleus. Lineage: Eukaryota; Metazoa; Arthropoda; Insecta; Lepidoptera; Pieridae. The record is from RefSeq and is a predicted model, not a curated record. Gene Ontology annotation, biological process: regulation of transcription by RNA polymerase II. The transcript has 2 exons. Gene Ontology annotation, molecular function: RNA polymerase II cis-regulatory region sequence-specific DNA binding; DNA-binding transcription factor activity, RNA polymerase II-specific. The coding region runs from base 69 to 2696 and encodes 875 amino acids.